Messenger RNA from Talaromyces proteolyticus, 405 nucleotides. RefSeq lists its product as uncharacterized. Bases 1 to 405 code for a protein of 134 amino acids. NCBI's taxonomy places the organism in Eukaryota, Fungi, Ascomycota, Eurotiomycetes, Eurotiales, Trichocomaceae. The record is from RefSeq and is a predicted model, not a curated record. The transcript is spliced from 4 exons. Gene Ontology annotation, molecular function: ATP binding; ATP hydrolysis activity.
AUGGAGGCACAAAAGUUGUGUGAAGCCAAUUUCUUGGUCGCCUGCCCAGCUGUCUACUGCAGUUUCAAGGAGAAAAUUUUCUUGGAAUGCGCAGUCAGUGCUCUAGGGAACAUGGAUUGGUCACCCGAAUCGUUCGACUGCCUGCAGAUCCCUUCAGAGACCAAGACGCUUCUCUUGUCAAUGGCGAAAACCCGCCUGGCACUGAUACCCACGCCACCGUUCGACGACGUGAUUGAUGGGAAAGGUCAAGGACUCAGCAUCCUUCUGGAUGGCCCACCUGGCGUCGGAAAGACGUUCACGGUUGAAGCAACCUCAGAAUAUUUCAAGCUGCCUCUCUAUUCGAUAUCCGCAGGCGAACUCGUCGUCGAUCACGGAGAUUCCAAUGCACUUGAGCAACAAACUUGA